CAGUUUGAGCUGGCAAAAAAAAAGAACUACAAAGAUACAGUUAUGGACUCUGCUACAUACAACUAUGCAUCCAUUAAUUGUACUCUGGCCCCAUCUGAUAUAACUCAAGUGAACAUUUCAUUAAGAUUAUGGAAACCUACCUUUAUAAAAGCAAAUAUUCACAGUUUAAAUUUCACUGUAAGAGCAUUACUUCAGAGUGAAAACUCAUCACUGAUUUUGAGAGGAACCAAUCAAAAGCAAGAGAUCAUGGUUAUAAUUUCAAAAGAACUUCACCCUGGCAUCAUCCCUUUAUGGGUCAUUUUACUGAGUGCCUUUGCUGGACUCUUGAUUCUUGCACUUCUUAUAUUUGCAUUGUGGAAGGUUGGAUUUUUCAAAAGACCACUAAAGAAGAAAAUGGAGAAAUAAAGAAUUCUACCAAAGGAGAAUAUGUUGCAAUUAAACAAUGAUCUGUUCACAGGGGGGUGAACUAGAGGCUGCCUUUCAAUGUGAGAGUAAGCAAAACAGAAACCCACCACCUUCAGGAUGGAUUAUCAACUGCCUCAACCACUCAGCCACGACACUUCUACUAGAGCCUUACUAUAGACUUUAAAAAAAAUGUAUCUCUGAAAAUAUUUCAAGCAGGGCACCAUAUGAACAAAACAUGGCCAUCAGUGGUGGCAGGGGAAGAGAGACCAAAGAAGAGAGCAACACUGUUUAUUAUACCACUUAACAGUAAUAACUAUGGAAAUUUUGCACACCUUUUAAAAGAGGGAAUCAUAAAAAAAACCUGUUAAAUUCUGCAUGUUUGCUUUUCUUCUGUAAAAUUGUUGCAUAUGUUUUAUCAAUAAAUGAUAACAAUGUU
Molecule: messenger RNA, 841 nt
Organism: Chelonoidis abingdonii (Abingdon island giant tortoise)
Lineage: Eukaryota; Metazoa; Chordata; Testudines; Testudinidae
Source: RefSeq, a predicted model, not a curated record